Messenger RNA from Prunus armeniaca (apricot), 642 nucleotides. The record is from the annotation of a GenBank genome assembly. Lineage: Eukaryota; Viridiplantae; Streptophyta; Magnoliopsida; Rosales; Rosaceae.
AUGGUUGGAGAUGAUCUUAUGAAUGAAUGUGGGAUUAAAAACUACAUGGGGUUUUAUUAUACAUAUUCUGGAAAUGGAGCACAUGAAAGGCUAUUAGGGUUAAAUUCUGAUUCUGAAAUAUUAGCUAUGUUAUCUUUCAUCCCUGGCAAUAGGCAUAUAGUGGUGUAUGUAGAUCAUGAUGUUGACGUGUCUGAUGUUAUUGAGGAGACACAAGGUAAUACGCCUCAUCAUACACAUUUUGCAAACCCUCAAAAGGCCAAUGAUCAUAAUGAGUAUAUUGUUGUUAAUGAUGAUGAGACUGAUGAUGGUAAUGUGGAAGCUAUUGAGGGUGAUGGGGAAGCUACUGAGGGUAAUGGUAAGGCUUCACUUCAUAAUGUUCCUAUUUAUGAAGACAAUGAUGAUGAACCUGACAAAGAGAUAUAUGAUGAGGAGAAUGAUGCAGCUCUUGAGGAUAACCAUUGGUUUCAGAACAAUGUUGAGAUUCCUAAGGUACCUGUAUUUGUAGAUAAAAAGAAGCAAAAGAAAGAGCUUGUAUUUAUGGAAAAAAGAAAAAAGGAUGAGCCUUUUAUACCUAAAGGUAACAUGAAUGAUAAUUUGCCUAAGGAGAGUUAUCACUUAGAUGGCUUUAAUAGUCCACAUUAA